Messenger RNA from Clavispora lusitaniae ATCC 42720, 2133 nucleotides. RefSeq lists its product as uncharacterized. The record is from RefSeq and is a predicted model, not a curated record. Gene Ontology annotation, biological process: spliceosomal complex assembly; mRNA splicing, via spliceosome. Lineage: Eukaryota; Fungi; Ascomycota; Pichiomycetes; Serinales; Metschnikowiaceae. Gene Ontology annotation, molecular function: protein binding. Gene Ontology annotation, cellular component: precatalytic spliceosome; Prp19 complex; U2-type catalytic step 2 spliceosome.
AUGAGCAACAUCUCUCUACCCCCAAAUCUUGCCACAGACUCGGCUCUGGUGCCAGUAGGAGAAGUCUCGGAAAAACAAGUCACCUCGGCCGAUAUUCUCAAUGAAGCCAACCAGCUAAAACUGUCAACAUACAAGAGACCAGAGCAGACCAUCCAGGAUCUCGAGGAGCUCCGAUCGUACCAGCUUUCGAAAAGAAGAGAGUUCGAGCAGCAGCUCAACAAAAACCGCCUCAAUUUCGGCCAGUGGAUGCGCUAUGCCAAGUGGGAAGUCGACCAUAAUCAUGAUUUCAAACGGGCCCGUUCCAUCAUGGAAAGGGCGCUCGAAGUGAAUGUCCAGCAUGUGCCUUUUUGGGUGCGCUACAUCGAGUUGGAGCUUCUCCAUCACAACGUGAACCAUGCCCGAAACCUACUAGACCGUGCGGUCACGACUCUUCCCAAAGUUGACAAGCUAUGGUUUAUGUAUGUCCAAACGGAAGAGGCGUUGGGCAAUUUCAGAGGCACCCGUUCUGUUUUCGAGCGCUGGCUCACAUGGAGGCCUCCCAAAGUGGCCUGGACUGCCUAUGUGGAGUUUGAGCAGCGGUACGAAGAAUGGGCUAAUGCUCGAAACAUAUAUCUCCGCUAUGUGUCGCUUUUUCCAGGCGACGCUGACAUGUGGCUUGACUGGCUUGUCUUUGAAACGACCCAGCCGCCCCUCGAUGAUGUCCAGAUAGCUCGCAUUCGGGGCAUUUUCGAGUGUGCAAUGGAUACGCUUAUAGCGCAAGAAGAUUUCAAAGAAAAGACCACCGUUGCGUCUCUAGUGGCUCGUUGGUGUCUGUGGGAAGCAUCCAUGCGGGAAUUUGCACGCGCCAGAGCCAUUUAUACGACGCUUUUGGAGAAGGACUAUCUUUCCAAAACACAGAAAGCCGAGGUUUUCCAGAGUUUCUCCGAAUUCGAAAAGAAAUAUGGCACGUCGGCCAGCACAAGCGAAACUUUGCUUCUAAAAAGAAAGCUCCAGUACGAACAAAAUGUUGAUGUAAAUCCGAAGGAUUACGAGUCGUGGUGGGAAUUGGCGAAGCUUGAACAGGAUCCAGUGAGAGCCAACUCGAUUCUUGAAAACGCUGUGCAAACCUCUCCAGACGCAGUCUCAAAGCUGAUUGUAUGGAGACGCUAUGUUUUUCUCUGGAUUAAGUUGGCUCUUUCACUUGAAUUCGAUUGCAAAAACCUCGACAAAGCUCGAGAAACUUGGAAAAAAGCUCUCGACACGGUUCCUCACACCAAAUUUUCUUUUGCCAAGCUCUGGAUCCACUAUGCGGAGUUUGAGCUUCGCCAUCGUGGGUUGAGCGCAGCAAGAAAAGUCUUGGGCAGGGCCAUUGGCCAGACGAGCCAGAAAUCUCCCAAACGCAAAAUCUUCCGCUACUAUAUUGCGCUCGAGCAAAAAUUGGCCGAAUGGGACCGUGUUCGCAAGCUCUACGAGAAGUGGCUUGAGCUGGCAUUAAUAGCGGACUAUAAUCAGAAAACCACUUUGGCGUUGCCUGUAUUAGAAGAAUAUGUGGCUUUUGAGCAACGCAUGGGCGAAUCUGAGCGGUGUGUGGCUCUUUAUGAUAUGGCGAUGUCGAUCACUACGUCGCCGGAACUGGAACUAAGCUUCUUGCCUUUCCAAGACCUCUUGUCUGUCUACAUUGACUAUCUCAAAGAAGAGUUCAUGUAUGACAAGGCGAGACAGGUUUACCGGGAAGUAUUGGACACCAAGCCAAGUGUCGAGGUCUGGAUUGCUUUUGCGAUUUUCGAGUCUUCUAUUCUCUCCCCGCUGCAAAUGGACCAGCUUGAGCAGAUAGAAGAAGAUACACAUUUUGCUAUUGGCGAAUAUCAACUCAGUCAAACACGCAAGGUGUUUGGCGAGGCCUAUAAUAAGUACAAGGCAACAGGAGACGGAGAAAAUGCGCUUCAGUUACUUGAAGCAUGGAAAUCGUAUGAAGAGAUGCACGGAACUACACAAAGCUUAGCAGACGUGGAGAAGAAAACCCCGACACAAAUCAGAAAACGGAGGCAGGUGGACAACGUGGAGGAAAUCUACACGGAGUAUGUUUUCCCCGAGAUCAAGCCCAACAUCAGCCAGUUUUUGGCCAACGCAAAGAAAUGGGCCGAGUCGGAAUGA